This is a messenger RNA of Cladocopium goreaui, 1398 nucleotides long. The record is from the annotation of a GenBank genome assembly. NCBI's taxonomy places the organism in Eukaryota, Dinophyceae, Suessiales, Symbiodiniaceae.
AUGAUCUACGUUGUCGCCACCAUCGAGUUGGCCGAAGGCAAACGCGAGGAGUUUCUCGAAGCCUUCCGCCAGGUGAUGCCCAAAGUGCACGCUGAGAAGGGCUGCCUCGAAUACACCCCGGCCAUCGACCAAGAGACCGCCAUCCCCGCCCAGCCAGAAGCCCGCGAGGAUUUCGUGGUCGUGAUGGAGAAAUGGGAAAGUGUCUCCGCCCUCGAGGCUCACCUCAUCGCCCCCCACAUGAACGAAUACCGCUCGCAGGGAACGCCCUCCGUGGCGUUCCGAGCACCACGGAAAUUCACGGAUGCCACAGAGGGCAUUCCCCACAGAGUUCGUGAAUCGGUAGCCGCGGGGCGGCCGUUCGUGUUGUGUCGCUUGGUCGAAACGCGCGGAUCGACGCCGCAAAAGCCGGGGGCGACGAUGUUGGUCUAUGCCGACGGAUCGCAGGCUGGAACGCUCGGUGGCGGAUGUGUCGAAGCGGAAGUGAAACGCCGGGCACUCGAGAUCGCUGCAGGUGGUUCGCCUGAGAUCGCCACCUUCCAACUCGAUAGCGACUACGGCUGGGACGAUGGGCUGAUUUGCGGCGGGCGGAUGAAGAUUGCCCUCGAGCCCUUCGGCCCCGAGAGCGAUGCCGAUUACAUCCUGGAAGUCGCCCGACAGUUCGAGAGCGACACCGGCGCGAUCGAAGCGGUCGUGUUCGACAGCGAAGCCACGGGAUUGCCGGCCCCCAGUAAUUACCUUUUCGCCGAAGACGGAACGCUCAUCGCCCACUGUCGGGCUGAACUGCAAGACGGCGUCGCUCCAGAAGCGGUUCUGUCGCGGAUGCCCGACAUUUCGCAACGCCCCCGCCCGUUGGCUAGCCACGGGGUGGCAUACUUACCGCUGCUGCCAAGGUGCCGGCUGGUGAUCGUCGGCGGCGGGCACGUCGGCCAAGCGGUCGCACAACUCGCCGACGGUGUCGGCUUCAAUGUUUGGGUCGUCGACGAUCGGGCCGACAUUGUCUCCGAAGAACGGUUCCCCACCGCCGAACGUCGCAUCACUGGCGAUGUGUCGAAGGUGCUGCCAGAUUUGGAGAUCACUUCUUCGACCUAUUGCCUUAUCGUUACGCGUGGGCACAACCACGACGAAGAAGCCCUCUAUCACUUGGCCGAACGCGGCGCCCGUUAUGUCGGCAUGAUCGGCAGUAAGCGGAAAAUCAAAAUGAUUUUCGACGACUUGCUCAACGAGGGCAUCUCGCCUGAUGCCCUGCGUCAGGUCUACGCUCCCAUCGGGCUCGACAUCGGUUCGCAAACCGUCAGCGAGAUCGCCAUCAGCAUCGUGGCUGAGUUGAUCGCUCACCGAAACCGCGGCGGCGAAGUUGUUGGCCGAUUGCCGGCGGUUACCCUGGACGUGGUGAAGUGA